AUGAUAUUUCAGUCACCCGUGACGAUACGACAUGUAGCUCUGGUGGCAGCCGUCUUAGUAGUCAUUCAUUUGCUCUUCUUCAGCGGAUUGUUUGCCCACUCCAGCAGUGAUGCUUUCUACGAAUAUUACGACCGCAUGAGGUGCCUGAUCCCUCCGGACUCGUCCUCCACAAUAACUUCCCCGACUGAUGGAAAGACAAAGUCGACGAAACAUCUGACACCGCCAAGUACGAACAUGAGCAUUGCGUUUUGCUCCUCUGUCCGAGAUCAGCGUCGAGAUAUGCCCGAGUGGUUCAUUCAUCAUUAUUACAAUAUCGGGAUCAAGCACUUUUACAUCAUGGACGAUGUUUCACAUCCUCCGCUUGCUACAUACGACAUUGACGGUUACUACGGCAUUCCCUCCUCAGCAAUCACAUUCACACGCUUUGAUGAGGGAGAGCGUCAAGCUCAUGGAGGAAUGAUGCAGGAGUUCCUCAACGAUGAAUGCAACCGACGUUGGGGCCAGUACCAUGAUUGGAUCGCCUACAUGGAUGUGGACGAAUACAUUGGUCUACUGACUGAUGAGACUCUGCAAGACAUCUUGCAGCCUUUUCUUGAGGAUCCGGGAAUAGGAGCAGUGGGUCUAAUGUGGUGGAUGCAUACCGCGAAUGGGCAGAUACACCGUCAGCCCUCAACCCGACGGGCUUACACAGAGUGCAUGAGCGACAGGAAAUUUGAUACGGUUGCCGAGGAUGAGUUAGGAGUGGACAACGAGCACAUCAAGAGCAUGGUCAAACCGUCGCUGUACAACAGGAAUCGAGACUCGCCACACGACUUCAACACAUUGAACGACUCGGUCACUGUUAUCGAGAACGGAGAUGUCAUUGAACAUUGGUGGCAUCGGCCUCCUGUUAGAGACAGAGUUGUCUUACACCACUACAUUGUGAAGAGCGAGGAAGAGUACUCUGAGAAGCAGGCAAGAGGCAACCAAGGCGGAACGUACCGAACGUGGGAGUACUGGAAUCAUAUCAACUACGGCCCCAAUGAGCCAUGCGAAGACAUGCUGAGAUGGGAAAUAUAA
This is a messenger RNA of Diaporthe amygdali, 1059 nucleotides long. RefSeq lists its product as uncharacterized. The transcript has a single exon. Lineage: Eukaryota; Fungi; Ascomycota; Sordariomycetes; Diaporthales; Diaporthaceae. The record is from RefSeq and is a predicted model, not a curated record. The coding region runs from base 1 to 1059 and encodes 352 amino acids.